Molecule: messenger RNA, 5298 nt
Organism: Malurus melanocephalus (red-backed fairy wren)
Lineage: Eukaryota; Metazoa; Chordata; Aves; Passeriformes; Maluridae
Gene: CMC1
Product: C-X9-C motif containing 1
Exons: 4
Coding region: 71-394 (107 amino acids)
Cellular component (GO): mitochondrion
Source: RefSeq, a predicted model, not a curated record
CCUGCGCCGCAGGGCCGGGGAAGUGGCCGCGCGGGGUGUGCGCAGCUGCCGCCGGCGCGUGGGGCCGCAGAUGGAGCCUCCCCCCGGCGCCGCAGAAAGCUCUAAGCUGCGACAUGUAGAAAAAGAUGUUUUGAUUCCACAAAUAAUGAGGGAUCGAGCCAAGGAGCUGUGUUCAGAUCAGGUACAAGCAUUUACUAAAUGCUGUCAAGAAACUGGUCUUCUGAUGGUGGUGAAGUGUCGUCAGGAGAACACAGCACUGCARGACUGUCUGGUUGGCCACUAUACUGAUCCAUCAUUCUAUGAAGAAUGCAAAGCAGAAUAUUUGAAGCAAAGAGAAGAAUACAGAGCAACUGGAAUUAAGAAAAAAAGACAGAAGUUUACUUCAAAUGUGUGAUUAAAACUUAAAAUCAACUUUUCAAAUUUUAUAUGCAACUUGGAUUUCACUUGAUUUAAACAGACUUAAAUCACUGAACCUCUCUGUGUGGAGUUUAACUGAAAUACACAAAAUAAGAUGGAGAAUAAAAUAAUACCUGAAAYUAAGAGUCAAUUUUAAAACUUCUGGUAAUUAAAGAUGUAAAGCAUGCUGUACACAGUUUGCAAAAGAAAUUGCAAAGGUCCGUUCCUCUAUCUGGACUUGAGGUUUUGUUACCAGUGUACAGUUUGGAGUUUGCAAUUCCAGAUUGUUGAUUUGGAAUUUAAAGCCUGUAUCUAGCUCCAUGAGCCAGGCUGCAUAAAAACUUAAGGGUGAAUAAUUUAAGUUGUUGUAACUGAUCACAGAUUGAGUAUACAUUGAAAAACAGUCUGUUAGUCAUCAUCUCAAGCUGUGUAUGGAGAUGCACUUUCUAGAAGAGAAGGGUGGCARAUGCAGAAGUGCUGCUCAGACCAAYGUGAAUUACCCUUUUCAUCAAAAUGUCAGUUGAGAGCCUGGUAGUACUUGUGCCUGCACUGUGACUCAUUUUUAAGUCUACACUGUCAGAAGGGAUGGAUGUCUUGUGCUUGUGCGUGGUCCAGACUGACCAUUUUGACUCUAGAGGAGAAAGCAAUCUCAUCCAGACCUUCCUUGAGAACGGGAUAGGCUGCCAUGCUUCAGGAGUGAGCAAGUGACCACACUUGCAAAAUUCUUGCAGAUAGAGGUCAAUAAACCUGGCCUGUAGGAUGGAGAUUACCUUUUGCAGGAAUUAAGUGUAAAACAAGUCAAGCUCAAGCAUUUUGGAAAACAAAAAUAUUCCCAAUUCAUUGUUUUGCUGUCUGUAUUUUUAAAAGGAGGAAAUUUAAGGUAGAUAGUGAUGUGUUUUCAAGGAAAGUGAGUGUUCUGUUAGCCCACAGAGAAAAUCUGCUACAGUUUCAACACCUGGGAAGCCAGCCUGGGUGUUCGUUAAGUAUUGGCAAAAGUCCUUCCCAAGAGGGUUUGGGUGAGGAUUCUCUUAGGGGCAAUGCUGGGUGCUGCCAGUGCUGGGUGCCUGCACUGAGGGCUCACUUUGGUCAGUGAGCACCAGCACCAGCAAGGGGGAGGGUGUGUGUGUGUGUGUGUGUGUGUCUCCUUUUCUGGCUCAGCAGAAAUUGCAUUCAGCAGGUGAGGGGGGAGCCCCAGUGCAGUGACCAGGACUGUAGGGGAGGGAUGAAUGCAUGGAAUGGGACAAAGCCCAGGUGACGCUGCAGGUAUUGCUCCCCACCUUCUAUACAGGCUGUAUAACAACUCACUUCCAUGGUGAUGUCACGCCUGAAAUUCCAUGUAACGAAUGAUGAGGUCAGCCAUUUAUUUUUUUUCCCACAUCUGGAUUAUUGCAGUUCCUCUUUGCCCUGGGAUGCACUUAGAGCAGGGAUUGGCUCUUGGAUUGGGCAUCAGCUUUCUCUGUAAUACACCCUGGCCUUAAUGUGAUGUUCCUUAGGCACUGGUCAUGGCCAUUGAUGGAGGAAGGCCUUAAAACUCAAAGGCUGAUGUGUCACUGAAUAUCCUUGCACACAUCUGUCCCUUUCCCUGCAUCACAGGGGCCUAUCUUUGCCUCUUCAGUGUACUUGGCAAGCACUGAAAACACCCCCAUUUUUCACCAGAGGCUGCACUCUCUUUCUUGUACUUAAAGUCUCUUCAAACUCCUGAGGGGAUGUGAGAUCUGAAAGGAAGGAGAAGGUGCCAUAUACUUAAUUAAAAGUUUGCCUUCACAGAGUAAAAUCCAGACUCAGAGGGAACAUGAGGGGCAGUUUGUAAAGCAUAGGGUUUUCAAAGGGGAGUGUAACAGCUGACCACUUCAGUCUGAGACAUCACCCAGAAAUUUAUCUGCAAGGCAGAAACCCAUUCUGCUUCACAUUUAAUACAGCCAUAUUCCUCCUCAGGUAAUUCCUGCAAGCAGUUGCUGUGUCCUGUUUACUCUGCUAUCAAAAAAUGGUCAAACACACUUGCAAUGUAACCACACCUAGCUAAAUAUGGGUUCAGUAACAGCAAGCACCUGGGUGUUAUUUGCAUGCUUCUCCCUAGAUAUACCAACUAUAUUCAAACAUGAGCACUGGGCCACUUCAAUGACUGUAUCUUAAUGUUUGAACCACUUGCUCUCUUCCAUCUUGGAAUACAAUUAAAUUAACUUUCCUGGACACUGAGCUCACAGGGUGGGUUUUUUUUUUUUUUUUUUUUUAAUAGCUAAGCUGCAGCUCAGCUAAAAUUGGUGUUUAUGUUUACUGCUGAUCUUAAAAAAAUAAAAUGCUUUCAUCCACUGUCCUAUGUUCAUAUAAUUGCAAGUAGUAACAUGAUUCUCCCUUAAAAAGGAUCAAAARCCUGACUGCUCAAGACCCCAAAAAGUAAUACAAAAAACAUAUCAGAAGUCCACAUGCCCUUUUGCCUUUUUUAUASCCAAACUACACAAAGAAUCAGGGAAAUACCUUACACCUCUGCAAUCACUGUUCUUCACAGGGCUUGUCUGAAGAUCAGAAGAUAAUAGAGGUGUCAGUCAGGGAGCAGRGCUCUUUCCUUGCCCUUUACCAGGCCACACAAUCAUUAAAGCUACAGGUGUCUCAGCAUAGGAGCGUCAAAGUCUACUGCAAGUUGGUUUUGGAAAAAAUUUCAAUCUGCUUUAUCUCACCAGUACAGUUCACAUGAUACUUACAUGUGCCAGUGUUUCAUUACUUGGAAUGGGUAUUGUUUUACUGUAACUCCACCAUAUGUCUCAUGCUGCUCUUGUCUUUUUCCAGCUGUAAAAAUUGGACAGUGCAUCACAGCUAAUUUGGGAGUUUGCUUUCUUCAAUAUGGSUAAUUCACAUGUGAGGAAAGCUGAUCAGUUGUAAACCACAAAACUGGCAGGGAAACUUAAAACAGAUUUAAAAAAAAUUAACCAAACAGUGCAAGUUUACAUAUAAGUUAUUAGAAGGUUCAUCCAACUCACCAAAUACCCAAAUACAUAUUCAUCAGGUUGCCAUAUGCUCAUUUAAAUGUGCAAAGCAACAACCUCCUCCUGCCCCAAAGGCUGGCUUUCAUUUCUGUUAAAUGGAGCUGGUGCUUUCUUAAAUUGAAAUUUGUCAGAUUGGUGGGGGAUGGGGUGAGGUUUUAAAAUCUUCAAAGUUUGCAUUCAAGUUAAAAUUUUCUUGGGGUCAUUUAACAUAAUUAUUGAAGGACUUUGGUUCUUGCUACAUGAGAUUUUACAGUUUUAUAUAACACAUGCACCCAAACACCAGAACCCCGUCACUACAGCUAGUUCUGCAUGUAAUUUGCUGUCACUUUGAUGAAAAGGUUUCACUACUGAAAAURGAAAAAGCAAUGUAAGCCACUAGUGGCAUGGCUUUAAAUGACUUUUCCAUCUUCAGUCAAAAUCUGAUUGUAAGCUUCGGACCAACAGAUGCUUCACAAGCCAACAAGCUCCCAAGUGACUCCAAAUCUGGGGACUUCCUUUUCAARUGUUACAGCUUGGACAUGGCAGUGAGUGAUUGGAUUGGAAAUACUGCCUGCAGCAAGCUCUCCAACAUCAGUCCCUCUUCUCCCUGGUUAUCAGCAGUGCUGGUGAAGUCCCUCCCAGCAAACAUUGCUGCUCCCGUCUCCAGCAUGGGAAGAAAUGUAGAAUAUAAACCAAGGGUCAAAUGCAAAACCUGGAAAUUCUCAGGCUCUGCACAAAAAAGCUUAAUCUUUCACACAGGACAGGACAGGACAGGAUGACUGGGAGCCUUUUGACAAAAGUAGUUAAAGCACCGUAGCUUAAGGUAACUAAAUCCUUCAGCUUUCAACAUCCAGGAGGGCACUUUUCCCAGAAUAUGCUGAAGCAGGCUAUAGCACAYAGCUGUUUUUUUUUCCCUGAAUCAAAGUAGAUGAACCUCAAGUCUAAUUGUUUGUAUUUGGAAUAACAUUUAUACACAAUAGAGGAAUUAAAACAUUAGUAAAAAAUGUUGUGCCAAAUACAGAAAGGAGAUUUGUUAGUGAAACCAAUUUCAAACAAAAAUAAAUUUAUUUAAUAUCUUACACAGUAGAAUUCUGUCAUUGCACAAAUAGUGUUAAUGCUUGUUGGAUAUUACAUUCCUUAAUAAAAAAAACCUCUGUAAUGUCAAGAUGGGGAACCCCAAAAGUAAGCUACAUUAGAACUAGGUACCAUAUAGCUUAUGCAGCCACACAAGAAAUGUUUUCUUUGUUAUUACAUAGGUAGUUGGUUCUAUCAGCUAAAGCCUAGUGACUUGGAUUUGUUUUAUGCAUAUUGGAUUUUGUUCUAUUACUUUCCAAGAGAUUGUACUCCCCUGAGUCAGCUGUGUUCAUUGGUCAGAAUAAAUUCCAGCAUCUGACACCAUUUCCAUUAAUCACAGACAAGCCAGUAUAUGUGAGCAAGAUAAUAGAAAGAUAAAAACAGUAUCUGCUGAAUGGGAAACAUUAUUUAUGUAUGCUGUUUGCAACAGGAGAACGUAUCUGGAAGGCAUUUUUUUGCCUCUGACAGACAAACUGAAAGAUGGGCUCUGUCUCAAGUACUUACUGUGCAGGGAAGAGUGGAACCACACAGGUGAUGUAGUACCCUGGUAACACUUCUACAGCCCAUCAUGACUAUGGCUGUGCUACAGUCAUAGCUUCCCCAUGUAUUUGCAAGCAAUCUUAACAUAAUUUGCUACUAAACAGCUGUGAAAUUCAUUUUUUUUACUUUGAUGUUAAGCUGGAUCUGUGAAGCUGAAUACUUCACCCACCCACACAUCUGUAAAUAGCAUAUUCAGUAUUAAAUAUCUUACUGUCCAUUACAAGUUAGGUAUCAUGGAUCUAAAACAUAAAGUGUUUUUCUUCACUUUUUGAGCAGUCAAGACAUUUCACUUAAUCCUGUUGUAAUAAGACAGAUAUGAAGCAGAUUU